AUGACCGUGGCAGCAGAAUCGCAACCCACCCCUUCAAUAUCCAGCAUGACUGCCCACGUCGAGCAGAUCGUCAAUGCAUUGAGCCUCAGCCCAGACGAUGUCCGGCGCGUGACGAAGCAUCUCGUCCGACAGCUAAAAGAUGGCCUUGCAAACGACCGUCCCUGGCAACUCCCCACCUACGUCCAAAACGUACCAACGGGAGCUGAAAAGGGCAAGUUCCUCGCUAUCGAUCUCGGCGGCAGUAACUGUAGAGUAUGCAUGGCCGACUUGCACGGGGAUUCGACCUUUACAGUGGUUCAGAGCAAGCACAGGGUUCCUGCUCAUGCCAUGGUCAAUCAGAGUUAUCGUCCGCUAUUCGACUUUAUCGCACAGAAGCUGGCAGAUUUUAUCGAUCGGUAUCUGGAUCGGGAAAGCACCGUGCCCUAUAAACUGGGGUUCACUUUCAGUUUUACCUGUGAGCAAGAAUCGCUUCGGAGCAGUCGUCUGAUUCACUGGGACAAGGGCUGGGAUAUCCCCGAGGCAAUCGGGCGUGAUCCAUGUGUCUUAUUGCAAGAAGCCAUUGAUGGAAUGGGACUUCCAGUGGUGGUCACCGUGUUGGCAAACGAUAGUGUAGGGACAUUGUUGACGCGAGCGUACACGUCUGGUCGGGAUGUCUCGACGCUGGGCGCGGUCAUUUUUGGAACCGGCACAAACGCAGCGUACGUGGAGAGUGUGCGCAACUUGACCAGAAUCCAGGUUGGGACCAAGCGAGCUGAGCAGAAUGAGGGUCAAGAUGAAGGUGGAAUCAUGGUUAUCAACAGUGAAUGGGGUGCUCUGGACGAUGAAAUGGCCGUGCUGCCUCGAACCGAGCUCGAUGAUCAGCUUGACGCUGCCUCGGUGGAUCCAGGCUCACAAAUGUUGGAGAAGCGAGUCUCAGGACUCUAUCUUGGCGAGCUCCUACGACUGGCCAUUUUGCAGCUUCUUUCAAGUGGGGGCUUGAACAUUGAGGUUGACUCGACAUCCUGUCUCUUUGCGCAGUAUGGAGUCGACAGCUCCCUUGUGUCGCAACUUGCGAUUGCGGGCAACAACGUCAGUGACGCGAUCGAUCACCUGCAGAACACACUGUCUGCCAAAAACAUCAGCAUAUCCGAUGCAAAGUCCAUCCAAUUAAUCGCCGAGGCUAUUGCCAGACGAGCAGCUCGCUUGUCAGGAGCAUCACUGGCUGCCGUCGUCAUUCAGAGCGGCCGACUGGGAACCUCGCUCAACCGUGCAAAUGUCACGACAUCGACACAAAGAUCACCCAUCCUUCCAUUGAGCUUUAGGUCCUUUUACAACUAUGCACCACUGCUAUUGCGCCACGUGGUUCAUCUCAUUCGGCUCAUUUGCCAAAGGCCGUCGUGGCUGGUGCCCAAGCAAAGUCCCCAUCUCUCGGGGACGGUGGGUGCGACAACACUGGACGAGGUGAUUGAUUUUGGAGCGGAUGGCUCCUUGAUCGAAUUCUACCCGGGAUUCGAGACUGAAAUGCGUCAAGCAAUGAGGGAAGUGGAUGAGAUUGGGCGUGCUGGGGAGCAGCGUAUUCGAAUCACGCUCACGCCGGACGGAUCUGGUGUCGGAGCUGCUUUGAUGGCAUAUGCGGCCAGUUUGGAAUCAAAUUAG
Messenger RNA from Penicillium oxalicum, 1635 nucleotides. Its product is annotated as putative glucokinase. Bases 1 to 1635 code for a protein of 544 amino acids. Lineage: Eukaryota; Fungi; Ascomycota; Eurotiomycetes; Eurotiales; Aspergillaceae. The transcript has 2 exons. Gene Ontology annotation, cellular component: mitochondrion; cytosol. The record is from RefSeq and is a predicted model, not a curated record. Gene Ontology annotation, biological process: intracellular glucose homeostasis; glycolytic process; glucose 6-phosphate metabolic process. Gene Ontology annotation, molecular function: fructokinase activity; mannokinase activity; D-glucose binding.